ACGAAUUUUUAUAAAUUAGCAAAAGGUGUGUAAAUGACCUUGGAACUGUAUGACUCAUAAAAAGGUGAGUCCGAAUAUGUCGGUAAUGCAGUUUGGAACGAAUUGUCCAUAGCAGAAGCAGGCCAUUUUAUCGAUUUGCUUGUUUUCGUGUGCAUUUUUGACGUUUCAUAUUUUUCGAAAACGCCCAUAAGUAUUAAAACUUAAAAUGGCCAGUUACAGUGAAGAUCAAUUGGCAGAGUUCCAAGAAGCCUUUCAACUAUUUGAUUCUCGGGGUGAUGGUAAAAUAGAUGUUAGCUUGGUUGGAGAUGCUUUGAGAGCUCUUGGUCAAAAUCCUACUGAAACUGAAGUCAAAAAGUUCACCCAUCAACUUAAACAUGAUGACCGCAUUUCUUUUGAAGUAUUUCUACCCAUAUAUCAGGCUAUCUCAAAAGGGCGCUCAGCAGAUACGGCUGAAGAUUUUAUUGAAGGUUUGAGGCACUUUGAUAAAGAUGGGAACGGUUUUAUAAGUUGUGCCGAAUUAAGACAUUUGCUUUGUACUUUGGGGGAAAAACUUACUGAUGAGGAGGUCGAGCAAUUGCUUCAAAACCAAGAAGAUUCUCAAGGCAACAUCAAUUAUGAAGAAUUUGUAAGAAUGGUCAUGUGCGGAUGAAUACAUAAAAUUGAAAGUAUUUUAAAUAAGCAUUCAUUCAAUUUGUUAAGAAAUGAAAUGAAAUUAUAAUAUCGAUUUUUUAUAUUCCUGUAUAAUAUAUAAUUUUUAUAGCCAGUA
Molecule: messenger RNA, 766 nt
Organism: Ctenocephalides felis (cat flea)
Lineage: Eukaryota; Metazoa; Arthropoda; Insecta; Siphonaptera; Pulicidae
Gene: Mlc-c
Product: myosin-2 essential light chain
Exons: 5
Coding region: 206-649 (147 amino acids)
Cellular component (GO): myosin II complex
Molecular function (GO): myosin heavy chain binding; calcium ion binding
Source: RefSeq, a predicted model, not a curated record